GACCCGAACCCGAGGGUCUGAAUUGCUAACCGGGUUCUUACUCAAACGUGAGGUCGUCUAAGGGCACUAUGGUCAAUUCUAAGGUCGAUACAUAAUAUAUGUGUCAUCCCAAGGCUUAUACAAAAAAAUGAGAUCAUAAGUACAAAAGAUGUCAAAACAGUUCACUAACCCAUUUAAACUUGUGGAGGAGUGUCGUCUGCCACUUCCUUCUCGUGACCUGAAAAAAUAUAAUAAUAUGAUGGGGUGAGCCAGUCGCUCAGUAAGAGGUGUCUAAAACACACCUCUUAAUGACCCCGUGAAUCCAUACAAGGGACAAAAUACAAGUAAACGGGAUCAUGCCAUAGGGGAUAUCGCAGCAACAAUUACAAGUAUGUAUAUAGGUCAUCCAACCACAAAUUACACAAUGUAUGCCAAUGAAGUGCAAUGUCAUGCCAAUGUUGUUCCCUAUUUUCCGAAACAAUUGCGUUUCGCUGUUCCAAACCGUUAAUGCAACCCGACCCAUAGCACCUCUGUAGCGCCACGAGGAAGGAUUGGCUAGCUAUCCCCGACCACAUGACACCUCCAUGGUGUCGUUCUAGGCCUAAGUAUCUCAACCACGCUAGGGUCUCUCCCUAGUUCUUUCUAGAUCACAUUAACGCCACAGACCACUAGGCACCUCCUAAGCGUCCAGGUUUUCAUAAACAUUUUUCAAAAUAAUUUUUCCAAAAUUUAUUUCAUUUGCUUUAAAACAGCAUUUCCCUUUCAUUCCCAAUGAAAUGCAUGAAUGCUUCAUGCCAUCCUCAACCAUGACAAUAAAUUCAAAUUUUCCAUAAAUUGCAAUCAACCACAACAAUAUAUAUAGCAUGCUUUCAAGAAAGUUCACAAAAAAUGAACUCAUGUAUUGACAAAAUAGAAUCUCAACAUUUAUGCACAUUCAAGGCAAACACAAAUUUCAGCUUAACAUGCUUCGUCUUAUUAAUCCAAUUAACAUAUAUUUUCAACCAACUAAUUACAUAAAACACAUUGAUACACAAAUCCCUCCAUACCAUAAGCAAAAUAAUUAAUUUAAACAUGCUUAGAAAUAAUUUAAAGGAAGAAAAUUCACUAAAAUCAAAGAUGGUGUGAAUUAGAACACUCCUACCUCAAUAAAGAAGAAAAGCCUCAAAACUUAGCCCAAACUCGAAAUUCAAAUGGUGGCUAAACGGAACUCUGCUACGAAUAAAAUGUAGAUCUCGACGCGCAAGUCAAAAUCUUUAUGGUUAUGGAGAAAUGAAAGAUUGAAAUUGUAACAAAAAGAGAAAGAAAUAUAGAACCAAGAGGGGGAGAGAAAAUCGUGGCAGAGGGAGAGAAAGUAAUGGUCCGUAAUUGAUCCUAAGACCAUUUGUAAUGGUUCAUUACCAUGGUGGGUACCGUGGCAUAAAAAAUAUAUAUAUUUUUAAUUUAAUAACUUAUAUAUAUACUCUCAACAUAAUACCACCACACAAUUAAACACUUAACCAUGUAUAAAUAAUGCAUGCAAUGCAAUGAACUCUAAAUAAAAUUCCAAGCGGGUCCCACCUGGUCCAACAAAAAAAAAAAAAAAAAUGAGAAAAAUGUCGAAAUGGCAACCAAUUCAUUUCCAAGAGUCCUGAACUCAAGGAAGUGCCUCAACUAACUAUCAAACACACCUGGCGCACACCACGGUGUCCGGCACGCAAAAUGACACCAGACCAAAAUAAUCCCAAAAAAUGGAAAAAAAUACCAUAAAAUAAAAAAUGAAAAAAAAUCACGAUCAUUACAAUUGUAAUUUUAUAAUAAAAUUAUUAUUAUAUUUUAUUAUAAUAUUAUGGUGAGAUACAUUAGUUACAUUUAGAUAUAAAAAAAAAUAAAAAAUUUAAGUUACGGCAAGUCUUGGUUGGCUUGGGCCUCAAAAUUUGAGGCCCAUAGGGGAUGGGAAAAAAAAAAUAAAAAAUAUAAGUUAGGGCAAGUUUUUCAGACGACACAAUCUGCUUCGACACUCCGCAGGACGCAGCCUAUGUAUCGCUUCAGGCUCAGGUGACACCGUGACAAGAAACUCAGAACUGAACCAUUUUCGGUCACCGGAGAGGAAUUCUUUCAACCUGAAUGGAGAUGAUGAUAAUAACUCUAAAUUAGGCUCCACGACCGGUCUGAAUCGCAAGAAAGUCUGAAUCGCAAGAAAGUCUGAAUCACAGCAAUUUCUUGUGCAGAAACUAGGGUUUGUGUUGUGUUUGUUCGCUGAUCGUCAUCAAUUUUAUGAUUGUUUUGAUGUCGGUACUAUGGAUCUCGAUAAAGAACCAAAACCUGAUCUUGAAGAUUACCAAAUAGACCGUUCAUAUAUAAAGAUGAGAGAACAGGCUAAGACUUGGUUGGUAAAGCUAAGGAUAAAGAAUCAAUACUAGAAGGUUACAGAUCUGGUUUGAGGAGCUAUUAUUUUGAAUUGAAUGCAAAGAAGCCUGGGCGGAAAAACUGUGGAAGGGAGUAAUAGUAAAACAUGGACGAAGGAAAGAAGAUGCUCGAUUUUGGUGUUUGCGCAGAAAAGGGAGAUAUCAGAGAGUAGCCAUUGAUUCAAUACUGAUGUUGAAGGACUUCAGAACUCCAUAUCUGUUGAGACCGACUGAUGUUGCUGUGGACUUCAACCAAGAAGUGACUGUGAUUAGUCAUGAAGGAUUUGAUUCCUAUUUUGUUGAGUGGUUGAAGCUUGGAAACACAUCGUGAGAGUCAGCCUUUCUUUGUAAACACAUCCGACGACUAUGAAUUCAAGGAGUUCUGGAUUGAAUCGAUGAGAAACAUUCUAGCUACAAUAGGGUAUCUACAUAAAAUGGGUAGAGCCCAUGGAAAUGUUCUACAUGACCGCUCAUAUGUUAUGCGGGGAGGAAAGAUGCAAAACGGAAGACCUGGAAAAUUUCAAAAAGUUCAUAUUCCGUCACAUUGGCCUAAACAAUCAUCCGUCUAGGCCUCACGAUCGGAAUCCAUUCUGCAAUUACAAGACCUCUAAGCACAGUAAUUAUGCCUACAAGUCUGAAUUUUGGACAAGAGGUCCUAUUGUUCAGGCAGAGGAGUUUGAGGAUCUCGAUGUUGACACGCAUAUGCAGCCGGUGAACACUGAUCCACCAAAGCCGGAGUCAGUACCUGAGGCUGAAUUAGUGAAUUCUUUCCUGCAGUCGCUGGGUUUUGAGAAACAUUCAGUGUUUUUCAAAGAUGAGAAAGUAUUUGAAUUUACUUACCCAAAAAAAGAAAUCGAUAAAGCCACCCUAAAACACAUGACUGAUGAGGAUCUCAAGGCUUUAGGAUUACGAAUGAAUAAUGCCAUUUCUGGUCCUAUUCCUGCUGCAAUUGGGAAGUUGGAGAAGCUUCAGACACUUGAUAUCUCGAGCAAUAAGUUCAAUGGUGCAAUUCCUAGUUCUCUUGGGAAUAUCAAGAACCUGAAAUAUUUGCGACUAAAUAACAACAACCUUACUGGACCCGUUCCCCAAUCUCUGUCCAAAGUUGAAGGUCUCAAUCUUGUGGACCUUUCUUUCAACAAUCUCAGUGGUUCCUUGCCAAAAAUAUCAGCGAGAGCUUUCAAAAUAAUAGGCAACACUUUAAACUGUGGGCAGAAUUCUGGGAGCAAUUGUUCUGUUGUGUAUUCAGAACCACUUUCCUUCUCACCAGAUGGUGUAAGAGCUGGGUCAGAAUCUGGGACUAAAACCCACAAUGUGGCUACUGCUUUUGGCACAAGCUUCAGUGCUGCUUUUGUGAUCAUAAUGCUUAUUGGGUCACUUAUUUGGUGGCGAUAUAGACACCACCAACAGAUUUUCUUUGAUGUUACUGGGAAAAAGUUUUUAUUAAUCGGGUGAAGGGAAUUAAGGAUGCUGUUUGUUCAGCAUGAAUGGGGCUGGCUUGUUAUUGUGCACCUCUUAUGCAACGGUGGAGGGAUAAAAUCAUUGUGUAUACGGUGCAGCGAUGGAUUGUAGCAUUUGCAAUUUAUUUUUUUGGGAUGGCUUAUUUUUGUGGACUUGAUAUUAUUGGCAUUACCUUUUGGAUUUUGUUCUUGAUCCUGUUAACACUACAUCUGUGCCCAAGGGAAGUGUUUAAUUAUCGUAAUGCUGAGUAUGAAAUCUGGUGAGUAUUAUAUACUAACAUCUGUGUGUGUGUGUGUGAGCUUCUCCAAUUGUCUACUUCAUGAUUGGUUGUCAACUAUGGGACAAAGCUUGGAUUCAUAUAGUUUUUUUUUCUGGAAAUUUUGGUUUCCACUUCCGAAGUUGUAAAUUUAAAACAACGUUGAUGCUGACCA
This is a messenger RNA of Cornus florida, 4252 nucleotides long. RefSeq names its product protein NSP-INTERACTING KINASE 3-like. The coding region runs from base 2811 to 3815 and encodes 334 amino acids. Lineage: Eukaryota; Viridiplantae; Streptophyta; Magnoliopsida; Cornales; Cornaceae. The record is from RefSeq and is a predicted model, not a curated record. Gene Ontology annotation, molecular function: receptor serine/threonine kinase binding. The transcript is spliced from 15 exons.